Nicrophorus vespilloides is the source of this 2475-nucleotide messenger RNA. RefSeq lists its product as uncharacterized. The transcript is spliced from 9 exons. Gene Ontology annotation, cellular component: membrane. The record is from RefSeq and is a predicted model, not a curated record. NCBI's taxonomy places the organism in Eukaryota, Metazoa, Arthropoda, Insecta, Coleoptera, Silphidae. The coding region runs from base 216 to 2195 and encodes 659 amino acids.
AGCUUUUUAAUACGAACCUUAUGUGCAAUUUAACAAUUACAAAGUGCUUUUAGUUAGUUAAUAAGUGUCUAAAUAUUUAACAGUAAUACGAAUUAUCUGGAUUUCAACCGAAUCGUUCUCGUUUUUCAUCGACUUAAGAUUAUGGGAAACGUGUUACGAAUCCACAGAUGAAAGGAAAAAGCUAAAACAAAUACUAAAAAAUAAAAUUAAAAAUCAUGAAACACAUCAAUAGCAGUUUGAUAUCGCUGAAAUGCGUCCUCUUCUUGUUCUUCGGCGGAAUGGGAUGUCUGUUUCCGUUCCUACCGUUGCACAUGACGCUGAAGGGAUUGAGCGUGGAGGAGGCAAAGAUCAUAUCGAUAGUGGCACCAUGCAUUGCCCUCAUCGGACCCGCCAUUGCUGCUCCUUUGGCAGAUAAAUUAGCAGGAGGACCGGAAGGAAACAAGCGGAGUAAGACCGGAAGAUAUUUGAGAGUCAUGAUCGCAGUUUGCUUCAUCCUGGCCGCGAUUUUCUAUUGGCUUUUGGCGGCUGUCCCUACGAUCGUACGAAGCCCACCGAGCGUGACAUUCACAUGCGACCCUAACGGAGGUACCAUUUUCCAAGAAAGAUGUGGCGUCGAAAAAACUUGUUACAACUGGAACAGCGACAACCGCGGAUCUCUUUUCGUGACCAAUUGCCGGUUCACGUGUGAAAGUUCCAUGGAGUUGACCAGCGACGUGACAACAAUAUAUCCCGACCAAGACACGAGCGUCGCUUCUGACGAAUACGACGAAAACGAUUACAACGAGAAUGAUAUCAUCGUGGAAGACGAUGAAUCGUCUGCGAAAUCGCAAACAACGGAUGAAGUCGUUCCGCAUCCGCAUUUGUGUUACACAGACGCAAAUGGAUUUGUGGUUUGCGAAGUUUUCACAAAAUACUCGAAACCAAUCGAUCUGAACGUCAAUCUAUUUCCAUCUAAAACUGGAAAUGCCGAAGAAGACGAAGAUACCAUUUGCACUUAUCCAAUUGGUAGCGACUUCCAUUGCCGAAUUGCGCCAGAAGUGGAGAGUAAUUUAACCAAAAGUACAAAUUCUUGCCAUCCGAUUGUUAAAUGCAACGUGUACGAACCGUACCGCUCGAAAAAUAUGUUAAAAGUUUCCGAAUGCGGCUACAACAACAUUAGUUUUUGGCUCUACCUCUUCAUAAGAUCAUUCGCAGACAUCUUCCCAGCUACGGCCGUGGCUCUCUUAGCUGCUGCAAUCAUUAUAGCAACUAGAGAAACAUCAACAGGUCGAGGAGACGUUGGCAAACAGUUGGCAUGCGGAGCUUUAGGUUUUGCAAUUCUAGCACCGAUAAUUGGAGCUAUAAAUCAUCCUAUCGUUUCUCUGAUCAUAUUUUCAGUCCUUAUGGUCCUAGCCGCGUUAAUAAUCUUAUUCGAUAGUAAAAUGCCUCUGAGUCCUCCAGAAUGGUGGUGGCAUACACAAUGCGGUUUACUAGCAUACCCAAUGUCUUCUGUAAGAAAAUAUGGAUUCGAAAUCGCCGGUUUGGCUGUGGUUUUAACAAUGCUCGGCGUAUUCUGGAGUGCCAUGGAUUCUUACCUCCCAUGGCGUGUGGCCGACUUAUCCGGAUCACCACUUUUAGUUGGACUCACCAUUACUGCAGGAGCAUUGCCCGCUGUUCCGUUCUUAAUUUUUGCAGAGAAAAUCGUCGACUACUGUGGACACACGAACCUUCUGAUCACCGCCUUCACAUUUUACAUAAUCCAUUACACGAGUCUGGCUGUUAUCGAAAACGCCUGGCUUCUGCUCAUUUGCGAAGCCUUUGAAAUAUUUUCAUUGCAUCUCAUGUGGACAACUGCCAUACUUUAUCUUCGACAUUUAGUUCCCAGAAGAUUCACAGUUUGCGGUCAAGCUCUCCCAAUCAUAACACACUUCUGCAUCGGCCGCUUCAUCGGAGCUUUGAUUGGUGGCAUUGCGUACUCCGAAAGUCAUGAACAAUUCAUGCAAGUACACAAAUGGUUCGCCGUUGCUGCAGCCAUAAUUGCGACUAUUUAUUUCUUAUCCUAUCACUUCUACUUGAAGCCCAAAUGCGCGGCUCCGCUAGCUCAGCCUCCGAGGCCAGCUCCUGCUACUGUCAAUGGUGCCAACACCAAUGGUUCUUACACUCCAUUAAGAGUCUAUCACAAUGGAAGAGCGAAGAAGGGACAAUUUAGGUACUGAUUUUGCGUAAAUAAUUUCAAUGUCACUAUACAUUAUAAUCCAUAAGGUGUUCAUUUUUUGUUAUUUUCCUUUUUUAUUUAUAAAUAAUUUUAUACACAAAACAUAUUUUUUGAAAAUAUUUAUAUGCACAAUGUAAGGUGAGUAACCCAAAAAAUAGGAGGAUUCUCGCUGUGCAUUGACCCAAUUCCAAAAUAAAUUGAAAUGAAAAUGCAGCUUUAAAUUUCGAUGUGACACAUUGUAAUUAUUAGUUUAUAAUACGUAAUUUAUAUUAUUUUAGGGA